AUGGCAACAGAAUCCCACCAACCCCCAAUCCUCCUCGUCAUCGACCUGCAGCACGGGCUUGUAGAAGGCGAUCCAGAAUGGGGUCCCCGCUCAACUCCCAACCUCAUCGAAAAUGUCAAACACCUUCUCAAAACCUGGCGCUCUAAGAACUGGCCAAUCCUCCACAUCCAACACGAUGCGUUCAAUGAGCCCAAGAACCCCAUUAACGCCGCAUAUCCUAAGACGUUUGCAAUCCACAAUAGCGCCGCGCCGGAAGGUGAUGAGAAAGUUUUCGUCAAGCACACAGGUAGUGCGUUCUUUGCGAAAGGACUGCCGGAGGCGAUUAAUAGCUAUGGACAUAGGAAAACCGUGGUGAUUGGCAUGGAUGGCUCGCAGUGUAUUAAUUCCACCGUGAGGCAGGGGGAUGAUUUGGGAUAUAAGAUGUUUGUUGUUGUGGAUGCGUGUGCUAGUUAUGGGAUGGAGGAUUAUGAGGGGAGGAAUGUGGGGGCGGAGAAUACACAUAACGCGGCGAUGUGGAUGUUGGCGCCUUAUGCCAAAAUUACAACAACGGAGAAAGUAUGGAAGGAUUUAGGAUACUAGCAAGUGACAACAGUAGAGUUAGGAAAUUUAAGAUUGGAUCUGGUUCGCACGUAUAUUCUGCUACGGAUGAUGAUCGACAAAUGAUCAAGAAUGAAAGUUAGUGCUUUAUGGAAUCACUCAUCAAGUAAUAUCGAAGUCUCGCAGCUUAUUGCGUGUUAUAUU
Molecule: messenger RNA, 741 nt
Organism: Hyaloscypha bicolor E
Lineage: Eukaryota; Fungi; Ascomycota; Leotiomycetes; Helotiales; Hyaloscyphaceae
Product: Isochorismatase hydrolase
Exons: 1
Coding region: 1-579 (192 amino acids)
Source: RefSeq, a predicted model, not a curated record